CGGAACCGAGCCGUGAGGAGAACCGCAGACCCGCCGCUGCGCCUCCGUCCAGCUGUGCGCACAUCUGCAGCCGGAACCGAACCGGGAACCAUGGCUUCGAAGCCCGCGGAGAGCCCGAAACUGUCCGAGGAGCAGGUCCGAGUUCUGGAGGAGAACUUCAAGAAGGUGAGCAGACAUCCGGACGGGACGACGCUGCUGCUGAUCGCUGCGGAGUGCGGCCUGACGGAGGAGGAGACGGAGCAAUGGUUCAAGCAGCGUAACGCUCAGUGGAGGCAGGCUGAAGGUCUUCCCCCUAAACUGGGAUCAGUGCUGGACUAAGAUCUUCUGACCUCCUGGUUGCACGAAGCUCUUUGCUGACCUUGUGUUUUCUUCAUGGACUGGCUGAUCCUCCCUGUUCCCUCUCCAACUGUAUAUCCCUCUUUUUGUACCCAUAAAGCUAUUGUAUCUUGUAAAAUGUGAAGGUUUGUGUGUGUUGUUGCCAAGUUAACUACCAUGUUUAUUGAAGUAAACUUAUUAUUUUAAGGUAAACUGACUCGUGUUUGUUU
Messenger RNA from Nematolebias whitei (Rio pearlfish), 545 nucleotides. It is a transcript of the gene hopx, whose product is annotated as HOP homeobox. The transcript has 2 exons. Gene Ontology annotation, biological process: cell differentiation; regulation of transcription by RNA polymerase II. Gene Ontology annotation, cellular component: nucleus. The record is from RefSeq and is a predicted model, not a curated record. Gene Ontology annotation, molecular function: DNA binding. Bases 91 to 318 code for a protein of 75 amino acids. NCBI's taxonomy places the organism in Eukaryota, Metazoa, Chordata, Actinopteri, Cyprinodontiformes, Rivulidae.